UCGUCUCGCCGGGCAGCGGUCCGGCUCCAGCUCGCUCCCGGUUGCCAUGCCCGCCCGUCGCCACCGCCACCGCUUCCUCGCGGCACUCGUCGGGCUCCGACCCGCCGCCGCCGGUUUCUCCACGGCGCCGUCCCAAGGUUGCCCGCUACACGCCGCGCUCGCGCGCCGGGGCGCCCCAGCGGCGGCCGCGUUCGCUCUCUACUCCCGCAUCCGCGCCGCAGCCUCGCCGACCCCCUACACCUUCUCCCUCCUCCUCGCCUCCCUCGCCUCGUCCUCGCCCCGCGCUCCCUCCCCCGCCGCAGGCGGAUGCGAUGGCCUCGCCGCCGCGGGGCUCGCGCACGCGCAGGCGCUCAAGUGCGGCGCGCUCGCGCACACCGUCGUCACCAACUGCCUCCUCAAGCUCUACUGCGCGCUCGGCCUCCUGCCCGACGCGCGCAGGGUGUUCGACACGACCGGCGCUGCCGCGCUGGACGCCGUCUCCUGGAACACUAUAGUGUCGGGAUAUGGCAAGAGCGGCGACCUGGAGGCCGCGCGUGAGCUAUUCGUCAGAAUGCCCGACAGGAGCCUAGUUUCCUGGAGCGCGAUGGUCGACGCGUGCAUUCGCGCGGAGCAGUUCAGCGAGGCGCUGAGGGUGUUUGAUCGGAUGAUGGAGGAGGGAUUUAGGCCAGACGCAGUAGUGCUGGUCAGCAUGCUCAAGGCUUGCGCACAUCUUGGUGCUGUUGAGAGGGGGCGGUGGGUUCAUAGGUAUCUGGAAGCAGAGGGGUUUGGGAGGAGGCCAGGGAAUGUCAUGCUUGAGACUGCGCUUGUGGAUAUGUAUUCCAAGUGCGGGUGCAUGGAGGAGGCGUGGCAGGUCUUUGACGGAGUUCGGAGCCAUGAUGUGGUGCUGUGGAAUGCAAUGAUUGGCGGGCUUGCGACCAAUGGUCAUGGCAAGCGUGCAAUUGAGUUGUUCAGAAGGAUGCUUGAGAAGGGGUUUGUGCCGAAUGAGUCAACAUUUGUCGUUGUUUUGUGUGCGUGCACCCACGCAGGGCGUGUGGAUGAAGGAAAGCAGGUUUUCAGGUCCAUGCGGGACCAUGGGGUUGAGCCCCGGAGGGAGCACUACGGAUGCUUGGCUGAUCUCCUUGGACGUGCAGGGCUUGUGGAAGAAGCUGAAGCUGUGUUAUUGGACAUGCCAAUGGAGCCACAUGCAUCACAGUGGGGGUCUCUAAUGUCAUCGUGCCUGAUGCACAACAACAUUGUUGUGGGCGAACGUGUGGGAAAGAAACUUAUUGAGCUAGAGCCUGAUGAUGGUGGACGUUAUGUUGUUCUGUUCAAUCUAUAUGCAGUCAAUGGUUUAUGGGAAGAUGCAAAAGCUGUUCGGCAGAUGAUGGAGGAGAGAGGAGCCAAGAAGGAGACGGGCUUGAGCUUUAUAGAGUGGAAUGGUUUGGUCCAUGAAUUCAUGUCAGGGGAUACUAGACACCCCCAAACAAGGAUGAUCUAUGCAUUAUUGGAAGACAUGGAACGGAGGUUACAACUGAUUGGUUAUGUCAAGGAUACCAGCCGAGUGCUUAUAGACAUGGACGACGAGGAAGAUAAGGGCAGUACCUUAUCCUACCACAGUGAGAGGCUUGCAUUAGCAUUUGGAAUCCUAAACAUUCCCCAUGACAUGCCUAUUCGUAUUGUCAAGAACCUUCGAGUGUGCCGUGACUGCCAUGUGCAUGCCAAACUUGUAUCCAAGCUCUACCAGCGUGAGAUCAUUGUGCGUGACCGCCAUCGCUUCCACUUGUUCCGUGAUGGGGUUUGCUCCUGCAAUGACUAUUGGUGAAAUUGCUACUGACUACUGGGUAUGACAUGGUUAUCAACAUCAAUCAGAAAACAGCAACUAAAACAGAUUAUCAGAUGACACAUGACUGUUACAACCAAGGUGAAUGUGGAGGAUAAGAGAAACCAUGGUUCCCCGUGUUGAUCUCUAUGUAAGACUGAAUUUCCCCGAGAACAGAAUCUGAUACUGCAUAGACUGCUGUUGCAGUCUGCAUUUCCUGAUGACCAAUAUCUGUGGAGGACGGCCUACCAUUUCCUUCUAAAGUUCCUGCCUCCCGUACCUCAUCCAGUUUGGAGUCCCAAUGCUUGGCUAAUUUUGUCUCGUUGUCACUCAAAAGUCAGAAUCAAACAAAGGACUGGUUGAUCUUGAGGCUGGUUUCUGAUGUUUAACAUUGGUUAUUGUGAUCUCCGAUUUCAUCUUCUGAACCUCGGCUCAAGUUAUCCCCUGCCAAAGUCAACUUGAUUUGAGGCCUGGGGCCAUCAGAAUCAGAUGCUCGCUUGGAGUCAUGAAAGAUCUCAAUAAGUCAUAACAGUCAAUCCUGUGUCUUGGUUGAUGAUAUAUGGAACCUUGGAAGCUUUUGAUGGGCAAAUUCAGAGUUGAAGCCAGGUGAUGGUGCAGGUGGAAAGCAGUUGUACGUUUUCAGGUGGCAGCAGAUUCAGCUGUAGAUGUUUGUCAUCCUGUGGUGACGGCGUCGAGAAGGGAAGAAAUACCGAAGCCGCCUGCCGGCCGAAGGAAAGCAUCUUGUUCCGCUGACCCUGAGGCUGAGAGAUCGAGGCCCUUCCAGCAGAGUCUAUCCUCUCCUCUCCUCUGCUCUCCUCUCUCUCUCUCUCUCUCUCUCUCUCUCUCUCUCUCUCUCUCAGUUCCGAUGGACUACUCAAGUGGCGCGUCGGCGUCGGGGAGGGCGCGUGCGCGGUGGUGCUACUGCCGCUGCUUCCGCCGGUGGUGCCGCUGCUUCUGCGGCUGCUACUGCUGCAACUGCUUCCCCGACGAGCCCCACGACGAACCCCGCGCCGCCGCCUACGCCUAGGGUCCCGGGCUCUCAGGGAGACGCUCAUAUAGGAAUAUGAGCACCGUGGGGAAAUCGAGUACCGUCCUCAUGCACACUAGGAAAAUGGCUACCUUAUUCUUGAAGUAGAUGCUGAAGAAGAUAUUGCAGUUUCAGAGCUCUUUUUCAGAUGGUUUCUGGACAAUAAAUUUGAUGGUACACUAGGCGAAUAGUUACUUGUGAUGAGGCUGUUUAAAGUAUUGUGCUCAUAAUGGUACCUAGAUGGGAAUCAAAGUAGCAAUUUCUCGUAAUACUAGCUAAUCUGUGUGACAUGGUUUGCUAAACCAAAGUUGCAUACUUGUAAAAUCUAACUGGCACUUUCUGCAUACACUCGGAUGUACAUAAAAACAAAAUUAUAUUAUCUGCUUAUCUCCAAAAAUACUUUUGUAUGUUUACGCACUCUUGUAUGACUCAAAAAUACUUCUGUAUGUUUACACAUUCUUGUAUGACUAUGUUCCAGAUUUUGGUAUAUGUACUAAGGUA
Molecule: messenger RNA, 3326 nt
Organism: Panicum hallii
Lineage: Eukaryota; Viridiplantae; Streptophyta; Magnoliopsida; Poales; Poaceae
Product: putative pentatricopeptide repeat-containing protein At5g40405
Exons: 3
Coding region: 47-1801 (584 amino acids)
Biological process (GO): RNA modification
Molecular function (GO): zinc ion binding; RNA binding; protein binding
Source: RefSeq, a predicted model, not a curated record